AUGAUGGUAAAAAUAAAAUUUGAAUUCUUACCAAAUGAAAUAUUAUUUCAAUGUUUUCAAUAUCUCAAUGCACCAGAUCUAUUUCAUUCAUUUAAUCAAUUAAAUUCUCAUUUUUCUACACUUAUUCGAAAUAUUCCAUUAUAUUUAAAUUUUUUUCAAAUGAAAAAAUCCUUAUUUCAUCAUUUUUGUCAAAUUAUUCUAUUAAAUUCUGAAAUAAAACAAAAAAUUAUCUAUUUACAAUUAUCAAAUGAUGCAACACAUGGUCAAAUUGAACAUUUUCUUUCAUUAUUUUCAUUAAAUACAUUUCUUAAUCUUCGAUCAUUAUUAUUAAUUGAUUUAAACGAAAAUAAUAUUAAACAAGUAUUAUCAAUAUUACCAUUUCUAUCUAAUUUAUAUUCUUUUUCUUUUACCGGUACAAAUAUUGAAACAUUAGAAAUAAUAUCAAAAUCAAAAUUACGAAUGUUAACAGUGCGUUAUUUGGAAUUUGAAUCAGCAUCAAUUAAUCAAACAACAAUAAUAGGAAUAACAUCAUUAACGAUAACUGAUUCUCAGUUGGAUAAUUUUAAGUUAUUUAAAUUAUUUGGAUAUUCGAACAUUAGAAAAUUCCGAGAUGAAUAA
Molecule: messenger RNA, 618 nt
Organism: Adineta steineri
Lineage: Eukaryota; Metazoa; Rotifera; Eurotatoria; Adinetida; Adinetidae
Source: the annotation of a GenBank genome assembly